AUGGAGCUGGACAGAGAAAAUUUGGCUGCAGGGAAUCCCUCGAGUUCCCCAGAAGACGCUCAACAGAUGAGGGAGAUUCGGGAACAGGUAGCGCUUUUUGGCCCGAGCCCCCCCCAAGAGGUCAUUCUCAAGGUUCUGGCUGAUGCGGAUUCGAAAGCUUGGGAGAAAUGCAAACAUCAGUUUUGUAUACUCGAAAUGCAGCGAGCGGGAGCAGUUUCUGGGAACAACCCCAGCAUCACACUGGAGCCACGAAAG
Pelobates cultripes (western spadefoot toad) is the source of this 255-nucleotide messenger RNA. NCBI's taxonomy places the organism in Eukaryota, Metazoa, Chordata, Amphibia, Anura, Pelobatidae. The record is from the annotation of a GenBank genome assembly.